AUGUCAAAAAAUUCGAUCAGAUCUAAUCGAAGGGAUUCUAAAAACCAAUCAAAACAAAGCAAUAUUUCGACAAAAGUAAAAAGCGAUGAAACUUGUAACAGCGAGACUAACGGCGAAAAAUCGUUUGGUGGGAGAGAAGAGUUGACUUCGAUAUUUUUUAAUUUUAUGUUGGAGACAAUUGUUGAAAGCCGAGAAGCGCAGUUGGUCAGUAGUUCGGUGAGCGACUUGCCUCAGAAUCUGGAAAAGGUUAUUUACAAGGAUGUUACCGAAGACGACUUUACAAAAUCAGAAGUUAUGGGAACACUGGAAUCCAAUGUUCUGUUAAAAUUAAAACACCCCCAAGAUUUCAGAGAGUCAGACAGCAAAGCUAACAGAAUGGAAUUGUCCGGUGCAUCUGAGUCGAGACUAAUUACAUAUGUAGAAUCGAAUUCGAAAAACUCAGCGCAACAAACUCAAGAUAUUUUAAUUGAAAUGGAGUCAAUUAUUUUUCUUAACGGAAAUCAAUAUUUGGGAGAAGUUAGUGAAGGUAUUAUGCAUGGAAAAGGUACAUUUUAUUGGACGGACGGAACAAUCUAUGAAGGAACAUUCAACGAGGGGUUUCCCACGGGAAUAGGCAAAAUGAUAUUGCCUGAUUUGGCGACAUACAACGGAGAGUUCUUUAAAGGGGAGUUUCACGGCGGUGGGACUUUAAAUGUUAUCAACACCAGUAUGAUUUACUCUGGAAAUUGGAAUGAUGGAAAAAAAUGUGCUGGAUGGUUACUGUACCAGCCGAAAGAUUGGUAUGAAGGUGAGUGGCUAGAAGGUCAUCGACAUGGUUUUGGAUUUAGACAGUACAGAAUGGGGGGCUGUUAUGAGGGAAGUUGGAUCAAAGGAGAAAAAUCUGGGAAGGGAAUGAUGCUAUAUUCAAACAAUAAUAUUUAUAAAGGUGGUUGGAAUAACGAAGUACCACACGGAUACGGGGAGUAUUACUGGAAUAGUUUCGUUAACAAAACUCUUGUGUAUCCGAUGACGCCAUGGUUUAAGGGUACGUGGAACAAGGGGUGCAGACAUGGUGCAGGGGUAAUGAAUUUUGGCAGUGAAAGCGGAGCCCGACUGGCCGGCAUCUGGCUUCACAACCUGAAACAUGGACCGGGCGUGAUGAUUUGCGGGAACGGACACGCAAUUCAGAAGGCGCCUCUUUUUCUUCACGACAAAGCCGUGCUGACGGACCCAGACGAAUCCGUUGAACCACCACUGAACCACCCGACUCCUGAAGAAGAGACGGAAAUAAACAAUAUCACUUUGCAACAACAAAAGCAAACUUUUCAUGAUGUCAGCACGGCCAAUUCUUAUCCAGAUAUCAUCAAGGAGAUAAACAAAAAAAUACCAAUGGAAAACAUUAAUCCAGAGAUAGUCGAAAGCAUAAAGGCGAAGCAGUCGAAAAGAAAAAUUCCUGAUAUAAACCAUGUUUUUAAUUGCAAUCAGAUAGAAACGCCAAUACAUGCCAGUCCUGAACAUGUCGAUUUAAAUCAUUUCAUAGACAGCGUCUUGCAAUUUUCCCUUGAAAAAGUUUAUAGUAGCGGUAGAUUAAGUUUUGAACCGCUUCAAAUGGACAACGUAAAAAACAGAACUUAUUCAGUGUUAAGAAUCAUCGAGCAAACCCAAAUUAAAAAUACAAUCACCCUUCAUCUGGUCAAGUUAAAGGAUUUAUAUGAGAGAUAUGCGUGUGUCGCCACAGAGGAGGAAGUCGAUUUUCCAAAAGUCAUGAUUAGGCUUUUUUUGUGGCAGCUUUAUCGAGACAUUGAACUUACAACGAACGGUUUGAGCCUUUUUGAAGUGGACUUUGGACUCGCUGAUAAUCCCCAGAGUUGCGUCGAAGCGGUCCACGAUCCGUUCGAGCCCAUUUAUUUUUGGCAAUUUAUUCAAAGUUUAGUUGGCACAUCUGUUUUACUCCACAAAAAAGGCUUACUACAAAUUGAACCCAAAGGAGCUCUGCUCUCCAGCAUAUUUAAGCACUUUAUAACUAAACAACUUUUGAACAAAAUGAACGGCACAAGAGAUAAACAUUCCUUAUGUUAUAUACCAUCCAAAAUAUUGAGGGGAGAUUCUACAGUCAAAAAUGCUUUCCCUAGUAGCAAUUCCGGAAAAGUCUUGGCCCAGCAUGGGUCAAGAUACUUUGGACAGAUUUUUGCUCAAGAAUUGUUCCAGAUUCUUGGCCAAGAUUAUUGGGCAAAACUUGAGCCAGACUGUGGCCAGAAUUUGACCAGAAAUCUGAGGCCAUCUAUUGCUUAA
This is a messenger RNA of Brassicogethes aeneus, 2271 nucleotides long. NCBI's taxonomy places the organism in Eukaryota, Metazoa, Arthropoda, Insecta, Coleoptera, Nitidulidae. The record is from the annotation of a GenBank genome assembly.